GCUGCUCUCACCGACACCCAUUAUACGGACAGCACCCUCUACGGCCCUCCAGACAUGUCCCAAAGCUUGACAGUGAACGCUAACAGCGAGCCGUACGCUGAUCUCCCGCCGAUGUGCGUUGCCCUUUUCGAGGCAAAGGCGAAGAAGGGUGCUACCUUCGACCAGAUCGCCAAGGCUAUCGGUCGGGAUGAAGUCUGGGUCGCGGCGAUGUUCUACGGACAGGCAAAGCUUUCAGAGGAGGAACUGGCAAAGCUAUCACAGUUCCUCGAGAUUCCGCACUCGGACUUGGCGGCUGAACUUGGGGCGAACUGGUGGCCGCGCCGCGGUCUCGGGCCGAUGCCUCCCACUGACCCUGUUCUGUAUCGUCUGUACGAGGGCGUCCUUGUGUAUGGCAAUGCCAUCAAGGCUGUCGUCCACGAGAAGUUCGGCGACGGUAUCAUGUCCAUGAUCGACUGCAAGGUCAACGUGGAACGCAAGCCGGAUCCGAAGGGUGAUCGUGUGCUGCUGAUUUUUGACGGCAAGUUCUUGCCGUACCUCAAAUGGUGAACGAUCUGUACCGAAGGCGAUUAGGACCCAAGUGUACCUGUAUGCAUGUAACAAUGAGCAUCAAAUGAUCAGCGCAAUGUGUAAUCCUAGUUCGUCGUCGCGAUGCGCAAUAGAUCUGUAUGAGCAGCAAACAACGAGCAGUUAUUGCUAAAGAAUCCCAUAUAUUCGAUGCA
This is a messenger RNA of Fomitopsis serialis, 719 nucleotides long. RefSeq names its product cyanate lyase C-terminal domain-containing protein. The transcript is spliced from 8 exons. The coding region runs from base 55 to 546 and encodes 163 amino acids. NCBI's taxonomy places the organism in Eukaryota, Fungi, Basidiomycota, Agaricomycetes, Polyporales, Fomitopsidaceae. The record is from RefSeq and is a predicted model, not a curated record. Gene Ontology annotation, molecular function: cyanate hydratase activity; DNA binding.